Molecule: messenger RNA, 1507 nt
Organism: Pteropus alecto (black flying fox)
Lineage: Eukaryota; Metazoa; Chordata; Mammalia; Chiroptera; Pteropodidae
Gene: CRTAM
Product: cytotoxic and regulatory T cell molecule
Exons: 10
Coding region: 47-1222 (391 amino acids)
Biological process (GO): positive regulation of natural killer cell mediated cytotoxicity directed against tumor cell target; detection of tumor cell; cell recognition
Cellular component (GO): plasma membrane
Molecular function (GO): signaling receptor binding
Source: RefSeq, a predicted model, not a curated record
AGAAUCUAGAGGAAGUUGACAUAGUGUGAGAACAGCACAGCACAAUAUGUGGUGGAGAGUUUGCAGCUUGCUGGCUUGGUUCCCCUUACAAGCGGCCUUUCUAACUAACCACACAGAAACCAUCACCGUGGAGGAAGGCCAGACACUGACUCUAAAGUGUGUUGUUUCUCAAGCGAAGACCGCCUCCCUGCAGUGGCUUGCUCCGUCAGGGUUCACCAUUUUUUUAAAUGAGCAUCCUGCUUUAAAAAAUUCCAAAUACCAGCUUCUUCAUCACUCCCCCAAUCAGCUCUUCAUCAGCGUGACAAAUGUAACACCACAAGAUGAAGGCACCUACAAGUGUUUACAUUACAGCAACUCCGUGAGAACAAAGGAAAUGAAAGUGAUCGUGCUGGCAACUCCUUUCAAGCCAAUCCUGGAAGCUUCAGUCGUCAGAAUGCACAAUGGAGAAGAACAUGUUAUACUUAAAUGCUCCACCAUGAGAAGCAAGCCCCCUCCGCAGAUAACCUGGCUAUUUGAGAACGACAUAGAACUCUAUGGUGAAACCCACCAUGAAUUUGAAAAUGAUGGCAAGAAAUGUAAUAGCAGCAGCACAAUCAGAGUCCAUGCAUAUGGCAAAAACUCAUCAGUGGACUGCAUUAUUCGACACAAAGGCCUGCAAGGAAGAAAACUGGUAGCAUCUUUUCAGUUCGAAGAUUUGGUUACUGAUCAAGAGACAGCUUCAGAUGCCCUGGAGAAAAGCUCUUCAUCCUCACAAGACCCUCAGCAGCCCACCAGUACUGUCACAGUAAUAGAAGAUUCUAGUACAUCAGAGAUGGAAGAGGAAGAACAAACCACUCAAGACCCUGACUUGACCACUGGAGCAAAUUCUCAGUAUACAGGAUUGAUGAAGAAGAAAAGUGGCAUACUGCUCCUCACUCUUGUGUCCUUUCUCAUUUUCAUACUCUUUAUUAUCGUCCAGCUCUUUAUAAUGAAGCUUCGGAAAGCACAUGUGAUAUGGAAAAAAGAAAAUGAAAUUUCUGAACACACUCUAGAAAGUUACAAAUCAAGGUCAAAUAAUGAAGAAACAUCAUCCCAAGAGAAAAAUAGCCAAACUACCCGUUCUAAGAGCUGCAUGAACUAUAUCACACAGUUGUACUCAGAAGCAAAAAUAAAGCAGAAGGAAAAUGCACACCAUUCAAAAUUAAAAGAAGAGUAUGCUCAGAUGCCAGAGAGCAUUGUGUAGUGCUCCCUGCAAUAGAAAAUAUAAUUUCAAAGCAAUCACAUCAUCACUUCCGUGGACAGCCUAUGGGAAGAAGCCCGAUUACUGUGACAGAAAAAACAUACUUUGAGCGCAAUGCAAGAUGGUGUCCUGCCUCGUCAAUCUGCCCCAGAUUAAAAGCAGCAAAAUGAGGACCAAACCAUGGACAUAAAGCUGCGUAGUUUAAAAAAUAAGUAAAUAACCUCUUAUGCCUGACACUACUUCAGAGCAGGAAGAGUCUACUAAACCUUGGGAUUAAGUCUGCAUGAC